AUGGGUCUCCACGGCCCCCUGGAGGUCCUCUCGCAGGGCGCUGUGGAGAACUGGGCGUCGGGCCGCGACGACUGCGUGCAGCACUUCGAGCAGCAGUGCGGCGGAGACUGCCAGUGGGGAGAGGAUCUGUUCCUGGACCAGUGCCUGCAGUACUUGAGGGCCUACCGCGUGGACGACUUCGAGCAGCUGAUCGAGGACCACUGCGCGCCGCCGCCGAACUGGGACUCCUGCCUGGACGAUCGCAAGACGAUCGCGGCCUUCCACCCCUUCAAGACGCGGGACGCGUACGACGCGUGCAUGAACAACGCCCUCUCGCCGCCCCGGUGA
Messenger RNA from Prorocentrum cordatum, 327 nucleotides. The record is from the annotation of a GenBank genome assembly. Lineage: Eukaryota; Dinophyceae; Prorocentrales; Prorocentraceae.